CUCGUUCUCCUCCGUGGCCUGGUGUUUAUGUGCGACGGGCGCAGGAAAACUACGUCACUUUGCAGCUACUACAUUUCCCAUGAGCACACGUUCCGUUCAACCACUCGAGACAAACAUGGCGGGAAUCGGAGCUUUCCUGAAGAAUGCCUGGAACAAAGAGCCUGUCAUUAUGGCCUCCUGUGCGAUUGCACUGGUGUUGCUCUGCCAUUCAUCAGCCCCUUCACAAAGUAUUCAGCGAUGAUCAAUUCAGCCGUGCCAUACAACUAUCCAGUCCCUGUGCGAGAUGAUGGAGACAUGCCUGAUGUCCCCGCUCAUCCAUGUGAACCCAAAGGAAAUAACCUGGAAUGGCUUAAAAACCUCUAACUUCACAUUUUCACAAUCAAUGCCACCUGAAUUCCCUUUGUUCAUAUCUGUCCUUACAGCUUCCCCACUUAUCAAUGUUCCACAAUAAAGACUAUUUAAUUA
Platichthys flesus (European flounder) is the source of this 465-nucleotide messenger RNA. RefSeq names its product NADH:ubiquinone oxidoreductase subunit A3 (gene ndufa3). The record is from RefSeq and is a predicted model, not a curated record. Gene Ontology annotation, cellular component: mitochondrial inner membrane. The coding region runs from base 28 to 363 and encodes 111 amino acids. The transcript is spliced from 4 exons. Lineage: Eukaryota; Metazoa; Chordata; Actinopteri; Pleuronectiformes; Pleuronectidae.